Molecule: messenger RNA, 950 nt
Organism: Cydia splendana
Lineage: Eukaryota; Metazoa; Arthropoda; Insecta; Lepidoptera; Tortricidae
Gene: RpL8
Product: large ribosomal subunit protein uL2
Exons: 6
Coding region: 135-908 (257 amino acids)
Biological process (GO): cytoplasmic translation
Cellular component (GO): cytosolic large ribosomal subunit; ribosome
Molecular function (GO): structural constituent of ribosome; RNA binding
Source: RefSeq, a predicted model, not a curated record
AUAGCCAACAUAAGAAAAAACACGUUUAUAUAUUCUUCAGGUUCUUUAACUUAUCUGUGCACGGCCAUUUUGUUAUUAGUCUGUAGCUUUCUUUUUCUUUCAAAACUGACCCUCGAACUGAGGCGACAUUAAUCAUGGGUCGUGUGAUUCGUGCCCAGCGUAAAGGUGCCGGUUCGGUCUUCGUUUCUCACACCAAGAAGAGGAAAGGAGCGCCUAAACUUCGUUCCUUGGAUUACGCUGAACGACAUGGUUACAUUAAGGGAGUAGUAAAGGACAUCAUCCAUGACCCUGGUCGUGGUGCUCCCCUGGCCGUGGUUCACUUCCGUGACCCCUACAAGUUCAAGACCCGCAAGGAGCUGUUCAUUGCUCCCGAGGGCCUGUACACGGGCCAGUUUGUUUACUGUGGAAAGAAGGCUACCCUUGAAGUCGGAAAUGUGAUGCCCGUUGGAGCUAUGCCUGAGGGUACCAUUGUCUGCAACUUGGAGGAGAAGAUGGGUGACCGAGGCCGGCUGGCUCGUGCCUCUGGCAACUUUGCCACAGUCAUCGGACACAAUCCUGAUGCCAAGAGGACCAGGGUCAAGCUGCCCUCUGGCGCCAAGAAAGUAUUGCCCUCUAGCAACAGAGGCAUGGUUGGUAUCGUCGCCGGUGGCGGUCGUAUUGACAAGCCCAUCCUGAAGGCCGGUCGCGCCUACCACAAGUACAAGGUGAAGCGUAACUGCUGGCCGUACGUGCGCGGUGUUGCCAUGAACCCUGUGGAGCAUCCUCACGGUGGUGGUAACCAUCAACAUAUUGGUAAGGCAUCGACGGUCAAGAGAGGUACAUCGGCUGGUCGCAAGGUCGGUCUCAUCGCCGCGCGCAGAACCGGCAGGAUCCGUGGUGGCAAGACAGACACCAAGAAGGAGGCGUAAGCGGGGAGGUAAAGAAGACUUUGAAAAUAAACAGAAAAUCAA